AUGCCAACUUGUUUCGAAAAUUUAAAUAAUGAAUUGUUCUAUGAAACGUUUGAUUACAUGGAUUCGUAUGAAAUAUUCUACUCGUUGGCCAACUUAAAUCAACGAAUAGAUAAUCUCAUCUGUACGAUGCCGCGAAUGCACGCAGACAUAACACCAGAUAGUUUCCUAUUCUAUUAUGAAAAAAUUUUACCAUCGAUCAAAUCGCAUUUAAUAUCGUUGACACUUGAUAACAUAAAUGGCGUAAAAUUAGCCAUAUUUUCAACAACGCACGUACUACAAACGUUUGCUCAUCUGAAAGCGUUAACAUUGAUUGGAACAACAACAACAAUUGUUACCAAUACAUUACCAGUUCUAAGAUACUUAAAAAUAAAUUCGUGUGACGUAAAAGAUUUCGAUUAUUCUCAUAUUCAACAUGUGUUUAAACUUUGCCCAAAUUUGAAAUGGUUUUCAUUUUCAUCUUAUAAGGUAAAAUUUGUUAAUGCUACAACAUGGAAAUACGUAUUAUCAUCAACGAAAAUUACAAAAUUUCAUCUAGAUGUGCAGUUCGUUAAUAUGUAUGUUGCUUUGAGAGAUAAAAUUGAUAUUGAUAAAAUCCGUCAAGAAUUUGAAAACAGUUUUUGGCGUGAUAAAAAAUGGAAUAUUGUAUGUAUGGAUUAUAUUGAUAAUGUUUGGGGUGCAAAAAGAUCCCGCUUUGAACAACAUGUGAAAGUUUAUUCUGUUGACAAUUAA
Molecule: messenger RNA, 729 nt
Organism: Didymodactylos carnosus
Lineage: Eukaryota; Metazoa; Rotifera; Eurotatoria; Philodinida; Philodinidae
Source: the annotation of a GenBank genome assembly